GAGGGGGCGCCGUUGUGCCGCCGUGUUGCCACGGAGACGGCUGAAAACAAUUGGCGCAGUUCAUCCGCAGCAAUGGCUACAACUGAGCCCGGACCAAACUCUGAGCUGCAGGGGAGCGGAGUCCUCUAAAGACCGGAGGAUACGCGGAGCCUGUUCGUCUGUGAGCGAAAGACGAGAUUUCUGGACGUCGAAAGUCAAAAUAGGUGACGGACUCAAACGUUUCGUGCUAUGACCCCGCAGUCUUGCCGCAGCCUCGGCCGACGUUCCUCGUAGCCCUCCAGCGCACCUCAGGAAACACUGGGGUGGUUCGAGCUGUACGCCGCCGCGACAGGGAUGAUUACAUCCCACAUAAAUGGUUAUGUUCAAGAGGCCCCCGGUCUGGCCGUGAGCCACAGAGAGAGGGCUGUGGACUGUCCAGGAGACGAGAGCGGCCGAGUCAAACCCUGGCACUGCGGCGCCCACAUGGAUCGAGUUCAGCACUACCGCGAUGAGCUGAGGAGCAGGGAGGAGGAGGGGAAGCACGACAUCGACCCCAAUGCCUCUCUGAGGCUCAAGAAGCUGUCGCAGAACCCCAAAGUGGGCAUCGACAACCCCACCUUUGAGGGGAAGGAAAUCAUUCCCAAGGACACCAGCACAGAAAUGACAGUGGACCUGGAGGACUUGGAGCAGGCUCUGAAGUGGACGCAGCACUGCUUGAACGACCCCCAGAGCCAGCAGGAUGUGGACGUGAUCAUGCAGCUUUUAGCCAAAGAAGAAUUCAGGAACGCCUACGCGAUCUUCAGCACGCUGUCGCAGCCCAUGAGCCGAGUCAGUCCCACCUCGCCGCUCACAGCGCAGGCCCUGGACCUCUGCCAGGAGGUUCAGAAGAUUCUCCAGUCGAGCCAACAAAAGGAGGGCUUGGAGCUCAAAGCGCUGCUCACCAACCCUCAUGUCCAGGCGCUCAUGCAGGCUCACGACAGCGUGGCGGUGCAGGAAAUGACGGAGGAAAACGUGACGCAGUACCUCGGAGAGACGGUCAAACUGGUGCGGCUGGAGAAGGCCAGAGACACUCCGCUGGGUGCGACUGUACGCAACGACAUGGACAGCGUGGUGGUGAGCCGCGUGGUGAAAGGCGGCGCGGCGGAGCGCAGCGGCCUCCUCAACGAAGGAGACGAGAUCCUGGAGAUCAACGGCAUUCCCAUCCGAGGGAAACACAUCAAUGAAGUUCACGACUUGCUGCAACAAAUGCACGGCGCGCUGACCUUCCUCCUCAUCCCGAGCUCUCACGUUAAACCGGCCCCUCACCGGCAGACCGUCAUGCACAUACGGGCUUACUUCGACUACGAUCCCUCCGAUGAUCCCUUCGUGCCGUGCCGGGAGCUGGGUCUGUCCUUUCAGAAGGGAGACAUCCUCCAUGUCAUCAGUCAGGAUGACCCCAACUGGUGGCAGGCCUACCGGGACGGAGACGAGGACAACCAGCCUCUGGCGGGACUCAUACCUGGCAAGCUUUGGUGUUCGAAGAAGAGCAAGAAGCAGAAGAAGAGGAACGUGUUCAGCAAAAGCACAGACGGCGACGACAUCCUGACCUACGAGGAGAUGUCCCUCUACCACCAGCCGGCUAAUCGCAAACGUCCCAUAGCUCUGAUUGGUCCGACCAACAGCGGCCACGACGAGCUGCGGCGCCGACUUCUGUCCUUAGAGCCCGAGCGGUUCGCCGUCGCUGUUCCACACACAACCAGAAACCCCAGAAUCCACGAGCGGAACGGCCGGGAGUACCACUUUGUUAGCCGGUCGGGCUUCGAGGCGGACUUGGCAACAGGGAAGUUCAUCGAGUCCGGAGAGUACGAGAAGAACCUGUACGGCACCAGCACCGACUCCGUUCGUCACGUCGUCAAUUCUGGACACAUCUGCGUUCUCUGCCUGCACACGAGGUCACUGAAGGUGUUGAGAUCCUCCAACCUUAAGCCCUAUGUCGUCUUCAUUGGCCCGCCUUCUCAGGAACGACUGCGCACCCUGCUGGCUACAGAGGGGAAAACACCAAAGCCGGAGGAGCUUAAGGAGACCAUCGAAAAAGCCCGCGAGAUGGAGCAAAACUUCGGCCACUUCUUCGACGCGACCAUUCAGAACGUGGAUCCGAACCAGGCGUUCCACGAGCUGCGCCGGCUGAUCGACAAGCUGGACACGGAGCCGCAGUGGGUGCCCACCUCCUGGCUGUGCUAGAAACAGCUGCUCCUCUUCAAGACGUCUCAGGGAAGGAAGGAGAAGGUAACGAGGAGCCAAACAGAUACCACUGGAGGAAUGGACUGAGCUGAAGUUUCACUUUAUCCUCAUUUUUGGAGGAUGGCAUCGGCGUGCUGCAGGGACGGACUCCUCUUUUUUUGUUUGCUCCUUGGGGGUCUCACAGAUAUGCAGAGUCAUUUAUAGUAAUAUUUCUAUCCUCUUCUUGAUUCUAGAUAUUUAUCACUGUAAAUAUUUGUAGACAGAAGGGUCUAAUAUUGUGUUUGGCUGUUACAUGGAAACAGGGUCAAAAAGUUUUUUUGCUUCGAUUGUCUUCCGUUCAGAAUAUUUAAGAGUAUUCGUCAAUAUCAGUAUUACGUUUUGUCUGUUUCAGCAGCUGCCGAUUAACUGGUGGAUUUUUAACUCUUUGUGUAGAGCUGCUGGGACUGUUUUCUACCAGUUUUAUCCAAAAAAAAAGAAGUUUUUAGUCCAAAAACAAACUUUAUUGCUUCUUUCCAAAAAUCACAAUAAACCAAAUGUGAA
Oryzias melastigma (Indian medaka) is the source of this 2739-nucleotide messenger RNA. RefSeq names its product membrane protein, palmitoylated 5b (MAGUK p55 subfamily member 5) (gene pals1b). Gene Ontology annotation, biological process: morphogenesis of an epithelial sheet; generation of neurons; establishment or maintenance of epithelial cell apical/basal polarity. The record is from RefSeq and is a predicted model, not a curated record. Gene Ontology annotation, cellular component: adherens junction; plasma membrane. Lineage: Eukaryota; Metazoa; Chordata; Actinopteri; Beloniformes; Adrianichthyidae. Gene Ontology annotation, molecular function: protein binding.